AUGACUUUCUUCUCACACACCGGCUUCUCGCCCCUCCUCCAACUCCUCGAUGACUAUGAGAGUUGCCGGAAAGCUCAACCACGCACGUUCGCCCCAGCAUUUGACGUGCGAGAAUUAGACGAUAGCUACCACUUGGACGGCGAGCUCCCUGGUGUGGAUCAAAGCAACAUUGAGAUCGAAUUCACCGAUGCACACACGCUUGUUAUCAAAGGCCACACCGAGCGCAACUACCCCAAUGAAGACCUCGCUCCAAGCCGCAGCCCGUCCCCGGGCUGGCACCAGCCUACAGUCGAAGAAGAAGAUGCAGAGUCGAUCGCCACAACCGACACCGCUUCAUCCCAUGGGAUGGCCCAGCCUUCUCCGGCCCAUUUCUGGGCUUCGGAACGUUCUACCGGUGAAUUCCAGCGCACAUUUAGCUUCACUGCUCGUGUUGAUCAGGACUCUGUUCGGGCGAACUUGAAGAAUGGAAUUCUGUCAGUUGUUGUGCCUAAACUGACUCUUCCCAAGAUAAAGAAGAUACAGAUUCUGUGA
This is a messenger RNA of Penicillium antarcticum, 531 nucleotides long. RefSeq names its product Hsp20/alpha crystallin family protein. The coding region runs from base 1 to 531 and encodes 176 amino acids. Gene Ontology annotation, biological process: protein folding; protein complex oligomerization; response to salt stress. The transcript has a single exon. NCBI's taxonomy places the organism in Eukaryota, Fungi, Ascomycota, Eurotiomycetes, Eurotiales, Aspergillaceae. The record is from RefSeq and is a predicted model, not a curated record.